UAUCCUCGGAUUUGUUGAAACUCCACGCCUUCGUUUGGGCACCUCGUAGACCCCAUCGUGGUCACAAUGCGGUCAGUCUGUAGCCGAAACUUGGACGUGGGGUAUGCAUUGAGUAUUGCUAAUUUGAUGUCGAGGGAAGGGGACCAUCUGGGGAAGUCUAGCUUUCGUUUCAUUAGAGCUACCAGCGACGGUCAUUUUUCUUCGGCCGCUUAGAAGUCAUAUCCCGGGAGACAUCGAUUUGGAGGUUAUUGAUCCCACUGACGUUGCUGACUUCCAUAGAGGCACGCAGUCCUGUGCCUGAGGGAGGAGCAAUCGAACAAGCAGUUCAGUCAAUUUCACCGCAAACACUGUAUAUGUCUGCUCUGCUGUUUCGCAACUCGAUAAGAAAAUAAGCUCCUAUGACAAUAAUACCCAUGUAUGCGUUACUCGUAUCGAUUUUGUUUACGACAGCGAUGCGGAACUUCGCUCUCUAUAGGUUAUCACUGCCGAGCGGUCACGCUGUCCUUCGUUGCAGAGGGCAGUUUGUGACGGCUUGGCGCACGUUUCAUGCAUGGACCUUCGUGAUGCUUGAGGAAGAUCAAAGAUGUUCAUAUUCAAAGACUAGGAUCCCUAUCGACGAUCCUCGACUAGUGUUGUAUUUCGACAACGGUGAAACAUCAUGUUCGCUACGAAUGAAACACAUUUAGGAUGGACUGAUGUUCCCGCC
Messenger RNA from Pseudomassariella vexata, 706 nucleotides. RefSeq lists its product as uncharacterized. The transcript has a single exon. The record is from RefSeq and is a predicted model, not a curated record. Lineage: Eukaryota; Fungi; Ascomycota; Sordariomycetes; Amphisphaeriales; Pseudomassariaceae. The coding region runs from base 399 to 686 and encodes 95 amino acids.